UCAUAUUAAAGGCGCGAGAGCGUUUCUCCAAAGCGUUACUCCAAAGUUUCUGGUCAGUCACAGCGCACGUGCACUCGCUCCAAAGUGUUACGCAAGCUCGCAGCACCUGGUGUUCACUCGGUGCGUGAUGACGUCAUCGUCGCUAUCGGUACCGGAGCGGCGCACGGCGCGGAUUGUCUUCUUGGGCGCCGCCGGUGUGGGAAAGACGGCGCUGAUUGCGCGCUUCCUGCAUGACCGUUUCGAGCCACGGCACGCGCGCACCGUGGAGGAGCUGCACGCGCUCGAGUGCGACCUGGACGGAGCCGCGCGCCUGCGCCUGGAGAUCCUGGACACGAGCGGCAGCUACGCGUUCCCGGCCAUGCGCGCGCUGCGCAUUCGCACCGGCGACGCCUUCGCGCUCGUGUACGCGGCGCGCGAUCGCGGCUCGCUCGAGGAGGCGCAGCGCCUGCGCGACGAGAUCCUCGAGAUCAAGGGCGACGCGUUCAACGCCAUCACCGUGGUGGAGAGCAAAGCGGACCUGGCGAGCCGCAGCCGCGCCGAGUGCGCGCGCGCCAUGCGCGCCGUGGAGGACGAGUGGCGCGCGGGGUUCGUGAGCGCGUCCGCGCGAACCGGUGAGAACGUCGCCGCGGUGUUCCGAGAGCUGCUAGCGCGAGCCGACCUGCCCAGCCGCGUGAGUCCGGCGCUGCGCAGGCGCAGACAGAUUUGCGCGAGGGACUGUGGCGAUAAGAAAACGAGGAGGAAAAACAACAGCUGCGUUCUGUCUUAGACAAAAACCUGCACCGUUAACCUGCACUAACGCAUCACACUGACGCACUUCCGGUGUUGCCCUCACUCUGACCUCUGACCUUUCUAAACCACUGACUUUUUUUUUGGCACUUUAUGUGUCAACUGGAACUUUGAAGGGGGAAAACAGUGAAGAGUAAAUAAUGUGUGUGAAUGAGUGAAAUGCUGUUUCAGUGAACGAAUAAACACUUUUCUACCUUUACGUUUUGCUGAUUCAUUUUCAUCUGUAUAGACAGAAUUGUUGAGACUUUUAUCUAGAAAGAGCAGCAGGGGAUCCUGGAGGUUACAGCUUUCCCUCUGACUGUUACAAUGCUGCUCACACUGGAGACUCCUUCCAUACAAAUCUCACGUAAACAGAAAACUUCACCACAUCAGCUAUUAUUGUUGUUAUAAGAAAGGAAUCAAUACUUUCUGACCCUUCAGAAAUGAGAAUUCAUAUCUGUCCACAUAUCUGAUACUCACGGUGUAUAAUACAACCGAUGUUCGUCUUUUAAAAACCUAUAACUUUAUCUAUAUUACAGCUUUCUUUUAAUUGUUCUUUUUGUCCUAUUUCCAGAGAGAAAUCCCUCUGCACUCGGCGAA
Ictalurus furcatus (blue catfish) is the source of this 1365-nucleotide messenger RNA. It is a transcript of the gene rasd3, whose product is annotated as RASD family member 3. Lineage: Eukaryota; Metazoa; Chordata; Actinopteri; Siluriformes; Ictaluridae. The record is from RefSeq and is a predicted model, not a curated record. Gene Ontology annotation, molecular function: GTP binding; GTPase activity. The transcript has a single exon. The coding region runs from base 128 to 766 and encodes 212 amino acids.